AUGAGGACUCCGGGAUCUUUGCCUCCUCCGGAUGUCACUUCUCCUGGUAGCGUAAUUGUAGACGCUCCACCAAGCAAUGGUCGUGAAGAGAUUAGUGACGGAGGAGGAACUCCAAUCCCGUGUUCUGGAGUUCCACCCAAGAUAAGUGGUGAUGGUUCUGAUCUUGGUUCGGUUAGUGAUGGCGGUUCGGUUAGUGAUGGCGGUUCGGUUAGUGGUGGUGGCUCGGUUAGUGGUGGUGGCUCGGUUAGUGAUGGUGACUCGGUUAGUGAUGGUGGCUCGGUUAGUGAUGGAGGUUCUAAAAGUAGUGGAUCUAAUGGAGGCUCUAACAGUGGUGGAUCUGUCUCAUCACCAAAUGGAAAGACAUCUAACAGGUUCAAACAUGGCUGGCUCCAUGGUUUUCAGCGGGCCUGUUGGAAUGAUUGUAAGAGUGGUUGGAAUCCUUCUUAUUUAGGGUACGGCUAA
[Candida] anglica is the source of this 462-nucleotide messenger RNA. Lineage: Eukaryota; Fungi; Ascomycota; Pichiomycetes; Serinales; Debaryomycetaceae. The record is from the annotation of a GenBank genome assembly.